GUUUUGCGGGAGCAGGAAGUGAGUUUGUAUUGAAAGCUAGAGUACAGCCGAGUUCUCCGCACAUGUCGUUCCUGUGUUGUCUGCCGUUUUCCUCACCUGGUGCACUUAAGAAAGGCAUAAUCUUUCUUCUUCCCGCCACUAGAGGGCUGCCUGUCCCCUGUCACGUGACUUGGGUUUUGCUUCACGCUUAGCUCGAGCUAACUGUUAGCCUCUUCAGACCGGCAGAGACUCUCCUCCUGCGGGACGUUUUCUCUCCGGUACCGGCCCUCCUGCAGACUCUGGUUCUACUUCUCUCCGGUACCGUUUUCCAGACUCCUUCUCCUCCCCGACCAGAACCCUGAACCAUGUCUGCCAUACAGCGAAUGAAAGUGGCGAACGAGCGGCACAGCAAGAGCAUCACCCAGCGGGGACACGUCCAGAAAACAUCGCGGCCUGUGAACGAGGAAAAGUCUCCGGUCGGUCCCUGGCUCCUUGCUCUCUUUGUCUUCGUGGUCUGUGGAUCAGCCAUCUUCCAGAUCAUCCAGAGCAUCCGGCAGGGCAUGUGAUGACCUCUGACCCCGAGGAGCAUGACCCCCCGCACCACACACACACCCCACACACACACACACACACACACACACACACACACACACAGACAGACAGACAGACAGACAGACAGACAGACAGAGACACACUCACACACACACUCCCACACACACACACACACACAGACAGACACACACAGAGACACACUCACACACAUGCACAGACACAGUUCCUGUGGAGCUGGUUUUUCUUCUGUUUUUUUACGCACCGAUGAGGCUGAUCAGAUAUUGGUUAUUGAUUACUGUUGGUUGUUCCCGUCAGAAUAAAACUACUUCCUGUCGGUGUGACGCCGGUUUCUCAGUGACCUGAGAUCAGAGGUUAGAUCUAAAGUAACACGCUGCUGAUUUAAUCUCUUUUAUCUCUAUCUCUGUUAACUUUCCAGUAAAAGUCCUCCAGAUUAUCAGACUUUUAUUGUGAAAUAUCAACAGGAAGUGUUGGUUUUCAGUGCUUUGGAGGAAACAAGUUUGACUUUUACGAUUGGAAGUUAAAUGAUGUGCUUUAUAUGAAGCAGGAGUAAGAUGUCUGCAGGUAAACAGAGAGGGGGGGUCACACAGAGGAAGGGGGGUCAGCUUAAUGGGGAGCAGAGACCCAGAGAGAAUACAGAGCUAAACAAAAUAAAAUGGCACUGUUUUAAAAACGUUUUUUUAGACUACUUUAACAAAUGAAAAUGAAAGACAAUAUUUACUCAGGAUAUAAAGAAGAACCUCCCCUUCAGAUCGGUAUUAUUGAUGCCCAUUAACAAUUAAAUGUGCCUGAAACACCUCCAUUGGAUCCUUUGUUUACUUCAGGAAAACAGGGACAUUGCUAUGGAACACUCACGCUCCUAUUGGCUACUGCUCCAACACAUUGUACAUGAGCAGCUGACAAAUCCCAGCAGCCUCUGUAAAUCAGCAGUUUGAUCCUUUAAAUCCUUCUUAAAGUGGGUAGAGUGCACCUGUCAGAAGCGCUGUGUCGCCGGGCAGACGGUGAACUGUUUUUAAUGUGAAGAGCUCCGCUCCACUUUUCUACAAAAUAAACGGCAGAUAUUUUCUCUA
Eleginops maclovinus (Patagonian blennie) is the source of this 1619-nucleotide messenger RNA. RefSeq lists its product as uncharacterized. The transcript is spliced from 4 exons. Lineage: Eukaryota; Metazoa; Chordata; Actinopteri; Perciformes; Eleginopidae. The coding region runs from base 345 to 545 and encodes 66 amino acids. Gene Ontology annotation, biological process: endoplasmic reticulum unfolded protein response. Gene Ontology annotation, cellular component: endoplasmic reticulum. The record is from RefSeq and is a predicted model, not a curated record.